AUGGGUUGGAUGGUCAAAGAACUGAAGUACGUAGCAAAUACUUACUAUGAUAUUUACAGAGGAAAGUCUUCUAAUUUUGAAGUGUGGGACUUUGGAAAGCAGAUCUUGAGUGGCCUCUUAUACCUGCACAAACACAAGCCAUUUCCAAUAGCUCAUAUGGAUUUAAAACCGGACAACAUACUGCUGGAUGAAGGUCAGAUUCAUCAUCGAGUGAAACUUGCUGAUUUUGGUCUAUCCCUGCCUCUGAGUCAGGAUAACAUAAAGACUUACGGCGGACAUGCUCGUUGGAUGGCACCAGAAUUGUGGCUCAGCCAAACCUCAUUGCAUCCACAGUCGAAAGAAUUAUGUCUCAAGAGUGAUGUGUUUAGUUAUGGUCUUAUCUUGCUGUUUCUAAUUACUGGAAAGACACCUUGGCAUUCUAUUACUGACCUUGAUUAUCCAACUGCCUCAAGCAGCAGCAACAGCGGCAGAUUGAAUUCAGCAUCAUCAGCAGAAGCAGCAGUUCGAGUGAACCUCCAGACGAAAAAAGACUUGAGAUUCCAGGAAAUCUUGCACCCGAACUAUUAG
Molecule: messenger RNA, 567 nt
Organism: Corticium candelabrum
Lineage: Eukaryota; Metazoa; Porifera; Homoscleromorpha; Homosclerophorida; Plakinidae
Product: calcium-dependent protein kinase 1-like
Exons: 3
Coding region: 1-567 (188 amino acids)
Biological process (GO): protein phosphorylation; signal transduction
Cellular component (GO): cytoplasm
Molecular function (GO): ATP binding; protein kinase activity
Source: RefSeq, a predicted model, not a curated record